ACCUACACGCAGAACAGGAAAUCACACACAGUCAAGAUGGCAGACUUUUUGAAAGGCUUACCAGUUCAUAAUUCUUCCAACUUUAGCAAAUUCCAUACUGAUAAUACUUUUAAAUCUAGUAAAAAGCCAUCAGUGUAUAUUUCAACAAAAGACCACCCAUCAGAACAAGUGAUAACAACUGAGAAGACAAAUAUCUUAUUGCGUUACCUCCAUCAACAAUGGGACAAAAAGAAUGCUCAGGAAGAAGCGGGAUCAGUCUAAAGCAACCUAGGUGACUCGCCCGAC
Messenger RNA from Priapulus caudatus, 285 nucleotides. RefSeq names its product DET1- and DDB1-associated protein 1-like. Gene Ontology annotation, biological process: positive regulation of proteasomal ubiquitin-dependent protein catabolic process. The transcript has 5 exons. Lineage: Eukaryota; Metazoa; Priapulida; Priapulimorpha; Priapulimorphida; Priapulidae. Gene Ontology annotation, cellular component: Cul4-RING E3 ubiquitin ligase complex. Bases 37 to 261 code for a protein of 74 amino acids. The record is from RefSeq and is a predicted model, not a curated record.